UUUUAUCCCUCUACAAAGAGUUUCACUGUCUCUGUGAGUCAGUCUGUGAAAGAAUUUUGAGUGGAGUGGCUUUACUGACUCCUUGCCCCCCCAUCAGCGCGCGCCCAGCUGACCCGCCGUCCAAAUGUGCGUAAAAGGACUCUAUGUUUUCGCUGUCCUGUUCGGACUCGCAGCUUCAGGAGUGCUGCAGGUCAACGGGAUACGUAUCUACACAUCUGAGGAAGUUGACGCGGUCAACGGUACAGAUACUCGCCUGAAGUGCACAUUUGAGAGUUCGGCUAAGAUCAACCCCAAUCUUGUCACUGUCUCCUGGACCUUCAGACCUCUUACUGGAGGCGUUGGGAUAACGAUAUUUUACUACCAUACACGACCGUAUCCUAUUACUGAAGGUAUCUUCAAGAAGCGCAUCUCUUGGGCUGGUGAUAUCAUGGGGGGUGAUGCCUCCAUCAUAAUCCGAGAGGUCAAGUUUGCCUAUAAUGGCACCUACACCUGCCAGGUGACAAAUCCUCCUGAUGUCCACGGUCACUUUGGCGAAAUUAAAUUCCGUGUUGUCACAACAGCUUCUUUCAACGAACUUCUGAAACUAGCCAUGUUCAUCGGAGCUGGUAUCGCCGCUGUGGUCUUUUUGCUCAUAAUCAUCAUGUCCUGCAGAAGAUGUAAGAGGAAAUACAAACAGAGACAGCUGGAGGGCGACGAAGAGGCUCCCCGCAAAGAGAGGAAGGACCCCACAGCGUGCCACCCAUCAAGGGCUGUCCACCUGUACCUAUCAGAGACAUCCAUAGAGAUUGACAGUUCAGAUGGCAUGAUCUCAGACCCCAGCACCGGAGACCCAAGCUCUUCAGACGACGGUGAUGAUGAUGAUGACGAUGACGAUGAUGAUGGUGAUGAUUCUGACUGAGAAGGACGUAACAGAGACAGAAGGGCUGAUGAGAUGUCAGCAGGAAGCUUGCUGGAGGGACGCUCUAAGGGCGGCCAUGGAUUCCACUCUUCUGCCAAGCCUUGUAGAAAUAAGGGCUGCUGCAGUGAGAGGGUGAAGAUGAUGAAAAUGUGAGAAAAAACAGAGAAUAUGAGCUUUAAAAAAAAAACAUGUCAAGAAAAAUCCCUAUGUUGAGACCUCUGAAG
Messenger RNA from Cyprinodon tularosa, 1122 nucleotides. RefSeq names its product myelin protein zero-like protein 2. The coding region runs from base 125 to 898 and encodes 257 amino acids. The record is from RefSeq and is a predicted model, not a curated record. Gene Ontology annotation, biological process: cell-cell adhesion. Gene Ontology annotation, cellular component: membrane. The transcript has 5 exons. Lineage: Eukaryota; Metazoa; Chordata; Actinopteri; Cyprinodontiformes; Cyprinodontidae.